This is a messenger RNA of Hypoxylon fragiforme, 2620 nucleotides long. RefSeq names its product FAD/NAD(P)-binding domain-containing protein. The record is from RefSeq and is a predicted model, not a curated record. Bases 391 to 1935 code for a protein of 514 amino acids. The transcript is spliced from 6 exons. NCBI's taxonomy places the organism in Eukaryota, Fungi, Ascomycota, Sordariomycetes, Xylariales, Hypoxylaceae. Gene Ontology annotation, molecular function: oxidoreductase activity.
CACAACUGCACGACCGUACCAUUUUAGCGUAGCACUUACUAGCACUUACAAGUUACUAGCACUAAUUAACACCGUCCACAAUUUUAGUCCUGUACCCCUCCAAAAUAAUUAUACAAAACACUAAACACUUGCUCUCCCACAUGUGCAGUACUCGCCUCUCUUUUUUUUGAGAAACCCUCUUGUCUGCCAACAGACUUCUUCUUCGCGCAUAUACCAUUAGAAUUAGACAGACUUUUAUCCUGCAGCCUUCGUUGACUUGGAUAGUCUAUCAUCCGUUCUUUUUCUCACGUCAACGCUUUGUUUCUGUCUUUUCAAAAACAAACAACAACUCUCGGCAACUUUCCCCGCCUUAACCCAAAAACUUAUCCUAAAAGGAUUUCCAGAGACAAGAUGUGUGCGGACAUCAACGUCGACGUCCUCGUCAUCGGUGCUGGCCCGACGGGUCUUGGUGCUGCGAAGCGCCUACAGCAAUUGAACGGUCCCUCUUGGUUGAUCAUUGACUCCAACGAGAAGGCAGGUGGUCUUGCCUCGACCGACGUCACACCUGAGGGUUUCCUCUACGAUGUUGGCGGUCACGUCAUCUUCUCCCACUACAAGUACUUCGACGACUGCAUCAAUGAAGCACUUCCCAAGGACGAUGACUGGUACACCCACCAGCGUGUCUCCUAUGUCCGUUACAAGGGCGUUUGGGUUCCUUACCCCUUCCAGAACAACAUCGCUGUCUUGCCCAAGGAGGACCAAGUCGUUGCUCUUUCGGGUUUGAUCGAUGCUGCCUUGGAGGCUCGUGUCGCUUCCACAAAGCCCAAGGACUUCGACGAGUGGAUCCUACGCACAAACGGUGCUGGUGUUGCUGACCAGUUCAUGCGACCCUACAACUACAAAGUCUGGGCUGUCCCCACUACCAAGAUGCAAUGCCAAUGGCUCGGAGAGCGUGUGGCUGCCCCUGAUGUCAAGAAGAGUGCCGAGAACAUUAUUUUGAACAAGGUUGCUGGCAACUGGGGUCCCAAUGCGACAUUCCGCUUCCCUGCCCGCGACGGCACUGGUGGCAUCUGGAUUGCUGUUGCGAACACACUUCCUGACGAGAAGAAGCGAUUCGGCAAGAAGGGAGAAGUGACCAAGGUCGACGCCACCAAGAAGGUUGUCAGCCUCUCCGAUGGCACCACCAUUGGCUAUGAGAAGCUCAUUUCCACCAUGAAUGUUGACCAACUGGUCGAGUCUAUGGGCAACCAAGAGCUCGUUACCCUAAGCAAGGGCCUAUUCUACUCUUCCACCCAUGUCAUUGGUGUUGGUCUGCGAGGUGCACGACCUGAACGUAUUGGUGACAAGUGCUGGCUGUACUUCCCCGAAGACAACUGCCCCUUUUACCGUGCCACCAUUUUCUCCAACUACUCGCCCUUCAACCAGCCUCAGGCUGAUGCCAAGCUCCCCACAAUCUCCAUUGCAGACGGCAGCAAGCCGGCCAGCACGGAGGCCAAGGAGGGACCCUACUGGUCCAUCAUGCUCGAGGUGUCACAAUCGUCUCUGAAGCCCGUUGACGAGGCCAACUUGCUCAAGGACUGUAUCCAAGGUCUUGUCAACACUGAGAUGAUCAAGCCCGAUGAUGAGAUUGUCUCUACCUACCACCGCAAGUUUGACCACGGUUACCCCACACCUACCCUUGAGCGCGAGGGAGUUCUGAAGCAGCUUCUCCCCAAGCUUCAGGACUUGGACAUCUACUCCCGUGGCCGUUUCGGCAGCUGGAGAUACGAGGUUGGCAACCAGGACCACUCAUUUAUGCUUGGUGUUGAGGCCGCAGACCACAUUGUCAACGGCGCAAUCGAGCUCACACUCAACUACCCUGACUUUGUCAACGGCCGCCAGAACUCUGAGCGUCGUCUUGAUCAGGGCCCCUUGGCAGCCAAGAAGACUGGUCUGCCCUCGCAUCCUCGAAAGUAAUUUCCUGGCUAGCUAAGUCGCUGAGGUGCGAAGGUGUCUUUGAAUGUCUUCGUACAGUGUACCAUUUGAUUGGCUUUGUGACCCAUUGGUCAUGAUAAGACCUGGAAGGGUUUUCUGUCGAUUGAGAGUUAUACGCUAUAUAAUUCUUCACGUUUGAUGAGUGCAAUGGUGAUGGAAUGUUUAGCUGGCUCCGACUUGGUUCUUACAACGAGAUAGCAUGAAAGGCCGAUAUCUCUGCGCUACUAGAGGGCAUUAAUGAAUAGAAACAUAGAAUUAUGAACUAGAUGAUAUUCCCAUCAUGCAUGAUUUAAAUAGUGUAGAAGCCAACCAAUCAGUGGGUAAGGGAGAGGCUACGUAGAUGGUUGAAAAGGGGAAGUCGAGUAGUAUGAUAACCCUAGGAGCCCUAGUGGUUCUCCAAGUCCUAUCUGCCUGUCUGUAUGGCUGGUGCAAGUCUUGUCUACUAUGAAAUAUGUAGAUCAAUGGGUAAAUUUUAUGUAACUGUUUCCCAAAGGAGUGAAUUGAAGCCAAGUGCGUAAGUAGGGAAAAGAUUGAUGGCAUGUAUUGGGUAAUUAAUCUUGUGAUAACAUUGAAUGCAUCACUAUAUGUACUAUUCAUUAUGUAGGUAUGUGUGUAUGUAGUAGAGUGACAUCUGUCAACGGUGCAUGUCAACUGGUAAAAGAAAAAA